Molecule: messenger RNA, 1207 nt
Organism: Suillus subalutaceus
Lineage: Eukaryota; Fungi; Basidiomycota; Agaricomycetes; Boletales; Suillaceae
Exons: 4
Coding region: 128-985 (285 amino acids)
Molecular function (GO): GTP binding
Source: RefSeq, a predicted model, not a curated record
AAAAGGAGAGGAUAUCCCGCGUCCUGAGAUAUCCGAGGUGACGUCAGAGGUCGCAGACGCCCACUGGAAUCAUAUCAAGUGGUGCUGGUCAAUUGAUCCAUCUGCUCGUCCAUGUGCCCUCACGGCUAUGAACUUCAUAACGGAGGAACUAGAAGCUUUGAAACAAAAUGAUGUCCUUGUUGGCGGGUUACAAGAAAGCCAUCAAAGUGCGUGCUUGGUCGCGGAGCAGGCUGGGACUUCGACUGCACCGUCCUCGCGAACCCUUGUUCCGUCACGCAAAACCGUUCCUUCUAAUCCUCUAUCACACCAUUCCUUUUCUACGGCCUCGUCGCUGUCACUUGCAGGUCCUUUGAAUGUAUUACUUUUCGGGGAGACUGGAGUCGGGAAAAGCGCCAUCAUCAACUUGAUUAUGGGACGCGACGUUGCACAGACGUCGCCAGAUGGAGCAACCUGCACACUGCAGCAUACCUCUCACGAAGUCAGUUUUGGAGAUCGCCGAUUCAAACUUUGGGAAGUUUCCUCACUCGGAUCGAUGGGUUUUUUCCGGACCCUUUUUACAAAAUGGCGCCUGAAAAAAUCAUACAAGAAGCUGUAUAGAGAUGACGGAGUCUACCUUCUUUUAUAUUGCAUGAGGGGAUCGAGGGCUCAGAGAGCACUGAUCAGGGAUUAUAAAUUCUUCACUGACAUUGUUGGCUCCACAUCCACUGCGGCAGGCGGCGUACCAGUCGCUGCUGUUGUCACCUCCUUGGAAGAUUAUCCUACGGACAUGGAUAAGUGGUGGGUGAAGAACAAGGAUAACCUGGAAAGCCUCGGGAUGCGGUUUUCCACACAUGCUUGUAUCACUUCGCUCCCCGAUGACCCAUAUGCAUCACCCGCUAUGCGCGCACGCCGACAGCGAUCAGAACAAGUCAUCCGCUGUAUUAUUUAUGAGUCCUACCAAGCAGGCCAAACACCUCGCAGUUCCAGUCCAGCUUUGACUUUAUGAAGAACUCGAACUUACUAGUUAAGUAUUAUUGCCUUCGGAAAUUUGGGUUCCCCCGGCGGGUCGCCAUGCGUAUGUCACUGUUACAAAAUCGAUUCAAGGCUUCAUCAUGACCCGAUACAUAUCCUUUAUAUCGCACUGUACUAAUGUGUGUACUUAUCGUGUAUGUGUAGAGUUCGAUACUCACUAUAUUGUCAUCGUUGUUCUUGCAAACCCUGUGACUCG